Adineta steineri is the source of this 1113-nucleotide messenger RNA. The record is from the annotation of a GenBank genome assembly. NCBI's taxonomy places the organism in Eukaryota, Metazoa, Rotifera, Eurotatoria, Adinetida, Adinetidae.
AUGCCAUACAAUCAAACAGAAAGUGAUACAUCAAUUCGUUAUAUUAAUAUUUAUAUUAAUCUUUUCUAUCUUAUUUUUGGUAAUAUUGGUAAUUUACUUAAAGUUGCAUUUUUUCUUCAAAAACCAUUACGAUCUCUUCCUUGUACGAUGUAUAUUCUCUUUUCAACAGUCAGCGAUUUUGUUACAUUAAAUAAUUUACCUGUUCUACAAUUAUUAAUUCAUCUUUAUCCAAAUUAUCAUUGGAUUAAAAUAACUGUCGAUUGGUCAAAUAAUCAAAAUGAUACAGUGCUUCUUUCACAUUCAAUAUCUAAUUAUGAUAUUAUUAUGUGUAAAAUACGUAGUUAUUUACAUUUAUUAAGUACGGAUUUAUCAUUUCAAAUGCUUUUAUUUGCUUCAAUUAAUCGAUAUUGUUCAACAUAUCGUCGAGGAAAACGACAUAAUAGUACGGGUAGUGCGGGUAGUUUUAAUAAAUGUUUUUGUAGUCAUCCAUAUAUACAAAGAUUAUGUAUUAUUUCAUGUAUAAUUUCUGCAUUAUUAUCUUUACAACAUAUAUUUAAUUUUACAAUAAAAUCACCUUCUGAAGGUUGUGUUCCACAUCAUCGUAUUUUAUGGGUUGUAUGGAUAUCAUCAAUUCAUUGUUUUAUUUUACCAAUAACGAUGACAAUAUUCGGAAUAUUAACAUUGAGAAAUAUUCAUUGUUUAUCUAUGUUUGGUGAUUAUUUUUUAUGUUUAAAAUGUCAUUGUCAUAGUCGGAAAAAAAAGUAUAGUAUUGAUUCAAUGGGUACAUAUUGUUCUCGUUGUGAAAAUACAAUUCAACAUCGAAUUGAUCGACAAUUAACAUCAAUGAUAAUAAGUGAGAUAUUUGUUACAGUAUUAACAUCAUUACCAUAUGGUACUUAUGCUCUUUAUUCUCUUCUACAUACGAUACAAAAAAGACCAAUACUUAAUGGAAAUCAAUCGAUAUGGAUUCCGUUAUUUGUUAGAACUACUAUGUAUUUGGAACCUAGUUGUGGAUUUUAUAUUUAUUUAUUAACAUUAAGUACAUUGAGAAAACGUUUUCACAAGACAUUUAUCAGUAAAGUAACAAAAAGAGGUUGGUUUUGUUGGAAAUAG